Molecule: messenger RNA, 4054 nt
Organism: Epinephelus lanceolatus (giant grouper)
Lineage: Eukaryota; Metazoa; Chordata; Actinopteri; Perciformes; Serranidae
Biological process (GO): regulation of transcription by RNA polymerase II
Cellular component (GO): nucleus
Molecular function (GO): RNA polymerase II transcription regulatory region sequence-specific DNA binding; DNA-binding transcription factor activity, RNA polymerase II-specific
Source: RefSeq, a predicted model, not a curated record
GAGUUGAGGAAGCGGGUGUUUGCGUUCCAACAGCGCAUGCUAGCUAAAAAACAAAUAACAUUAUUUUACAUCUAUUUCUCAACGCUACAGCAGUCACCUCGCAUUAAUGGAGGUUAUCGGGUCAAUAGAGAAAAAUAAAGACCCAAGCCUGCCUCUUGCAUUUCUUCGCCUCCUGGUGCCUCCACUGCAGCUCCUGUCUGCUGCUAUGUGGCAGCUGGCAAAGCAGAAAGAUGUGAUGAAGUAUGAUAAGCUGCAGGAGUUUGUGUUCAUGGUGACAGAGGCAGUCCCUGGACUGAUCAACCACAAGCAGAGAGCUCAGCUCAUUCUGGGGCUAAGAGCAAGGUUGAUUCUGGAGCUUUGCAAAGGCACGGCUCGAGGUUCUGUUGAUGCUCCGGUGAUCCAGAGCUAUUUGGAUAGACUCCCAAUAACCUCUGCAAACACAGAUCAGUGCAGGGACGCAGAGGUGAAAGCAACAGAGUCCACUUUUAUUGCACUUGUUCAGAGCCUGCUGAAGGAUCCUGUUGAGAGAGCGUAUUUCUUCCAGGAGGUGUUCCCAGUGGAAUAUGGGCCACAAUAUGACGCCGCUCUACAUGUGUUAUUGUGGGAGCUGCUCUCAAAGCUGGAAAAGCUGCUCCCAGUACCAGACUUAAAACAGACCACCGCCUGGUUCGGCUCGGCUCCUUCUGUGUUGGAGGAAUGUGUCCAGUCCUCACCUGAAGAGCUGGGUUUAAUCUUCGAGCACUACAAAAGUAUAGGACUGCUGAAAAUGCCAUAUGGCCCUUCAUCCACCAUCGGCAGCUGCAUCAUGUCUGCUUUAUCCAUUCCUCCCUCGCAAAGGACAAACAUCUCUGUUGGACCGGAAUCAAUCCACAACUACGCUAAUGUGCUAAACCCCGUCACCUUUGUCGGGACAGAUCAGUACAGCGUUGUUGCUGUCUACACCGAGGUGGAAGCUGGAGCAUCUGAAGUCGAUGAAGAAAUGAUCGAGUCAGCUGAAGUGCAAGUUCAAACCGAUUUCUACGAAGAGGAGAUAGUGGCUGUGAGCGCAGAUAACGCCGGCGGUGAGGAGACGACCACCUUAAGGACAGAAGAAACAACUGAAACUGUGGAUGUCGCCAAAGCUCUGGAGACUCUGACGAAAACUUUCGCACUAAGGAAGGAAAGCCUUGGGCAAGAUGUAUUGACAGGAAAGAGUAAUGAUUCAUCCCUUAAUGACGAGCCUGGAUCAGGAAAUGCACCAGACGAAAGAACAACAAACGAAGGACAUAAAACAAGCGAUCAAACUGACGAGAAGAGAGAAAAUGUUGAAGAGGUGAAGGAGGAUUUUCAACAUGGAGGCACAGAGAGCAACAUGAACUCAUGUACAGACUUGGAGGAUGAUCACGAAGCUUUUUCUGUCCAUGAAGAAAUGACAGAUGUCCCCAGUGAGGAUCCAUUAUCUGAAACACAACAGUCUUCCAGUUCAGAGAAUGUGCGGCGAUCGACUCGUCUACAAAUAAAAUCCUCACCCAGCUGGCAGGAGAUGUGUAAAAUCCAGAGGAGCAAAGCUGAUGUAUCUCUCACCCCCUCUGUUAUAGCUGUCAAAGGAAACGACAAAGAUGGUUCGGAUGAAAUGAUGUCCAUCAUCUUCACCUGCUCACAGUGUCCCUUCCACAACUCGGACAAAAACAGCCCUCCUCACUUCCACAUGCAGAGUGUUCACUCUGAAGUGUACAGGACUCUCUCAGGAGCCAAAUUUACUCCGUCUCCCUCCAGCACAGAUGAAAUAUUUACAUCCAUUAAACUUUUACCCACAGGAAACACAGAGGGGAGCGAAGCAGAGCAGCCAGACAAUCAAAGCAAAGUCAAUGCAUCUCAAUCCCAAAGCAGACAGAGGGCCCUCACGUGUGAGACGUGCGGCAAAACGUUCACCCGGUCGUCAGACGUGAGGAGACACCAGCUCACUCACACCGGAGAAAGACCGUUUCUUUGCUCGCAGUGUGACAGAACCUUCCAGCACUCGUGGGAUCUGGCCAAACAUGAGAGUAAACAUCACGGCGUGGCCAUUUCUUUCUCCUGCCAGCUGUGCGGGAGCUCCUUCGCUAACCUCCGCGCACUCACCGUCCACCACAAGAAGUCUCACUCACAGGAGAGCCAGCUUCCUCAGAUCUGCUCCAUCUGCAGCCACAGUUUCUCCACUUCCUCCGAACUGCUGGAGCACAGGAAGUCUCACAUCAUCACCAAACGCUACAUAUGCCAGAAGUGCGGCGAAGGCUUCGAUACCCUGCUCGCACGCUCCCAGCACCGGCAGAUCCAUCAAGUGAAGAGUCAGUUUAAGUGUCCACAUUGUGAGAAGACGUACACUCGGAGAUCUGAUGUGAAGAGGCAUCUGUCCACACACACUGGGGAGCGACCGUACCAGUGUAACCAGUGCAGCAAACGGUUCUCGCUUCGCUUUAUGCUCAUUAAACAUCUCCGUGUUCACACAGGGGAGCGGCCUUUCCAGUGCUCCCACUGCCCCAAGAGGUUCACCCUGGUGUCUGUGCUGGCCAGACACGAGAGGAUGCACACUGGGGAGAAACCGUUCCUCUGCUCUCAGUGUGGGAAGGGCUUUUUAUCGCAGGGAGAGCUUUCGAAACAUCACAGGUCACACGUGGACGACAGGCCCUACUCCUGCCCCCAGUGUGACAAACGUUUCAAAAGCAAAAAAACCCAACAGGAACAUAUCGUCUCCCACACCGGGGUCCGCCCGUACUCCUGCGCCUACUGCGGGAAGGGCUUCACCAAACCGUACGCACUGACCAGACACAAUCUCAUCCACACAGGAGAGAGGCCGUUCCCCUGCGGACACUGUGAGAAGUCGUUUCUCACCCUCAGCGAGGCUCAGCUGCACCAGCGUAUUCACACAGGGGAGAGGCCGUACCCCUGCAACAUCUGCGAGCUCAAGUUCAAGAGCUCGUCAGAGCUGGCGCGACACAAGCGCAGCCAUUCGGGGUUGAAGCCGCUGAAGCCGUACUGUGAGCAGUGUGAGAAAACAUUCACGUCCAAGGCCAAGCUGAAGAAACACAUGGAGACACACAGCGAGGAGGGAGAAGCAGCACAGUCUGUGGACUCUAUACAUCCUGAGGAAAAUAUCAGUGAUUGAAACAGUGAAAAAUAUAUAACAUGUAUCAGGAUGCUUGAGUUUAGAUAUUUAGCUUUAUGAAAUGUGACAAGAACUGAUCAGGAGAGAAACGUGUGUCCACAACUACAUGUCUUCUUGACUAUACUGAUUUUACUAUCAAGUGUAGACAAGGUGUGUUUGGAACUGUAGCACUCUUCAACCUUUUUAGUAAUUAUUACUUUAACCCCAUUCAAGGAGGUUGGCUGCUCAGCUAUAUUCGUAGAGCACAGCCAAGCGGCUGUAAAUAUAGUGCUCCUGCUGUAUGGGCCCAAUGAUGCAGAAGCAGUGCCAAUCAUCCAGGUAAUUUCAUACAGCGGAAAUAUAGAGAUUUGGAUGUCAUGCGCCACUGAGCAACUUCCAUAGGUAUGAAUGAAGCCCUGCGGCCAAUGCUGUUUGCAGGUCUCAUAAACAAGUCAUUCUGAGGUAACGAAAACAUGUUUCCUAGUUUCAGGUGAUUAUACACUAUUAAAAACAUGGUUAUGAAUGUUUUGUUCCAUUUCUGCUUAUACAUCCCUCUACAUCCUACACACUGCACCUUAAGUGUCCUGAUUAAAUAGCUGUAUAAUGGAGAACAUAAAUAUUGUGAAAUAAGAAAAGUUGUGGGUUGUGCUAGGCCAUAAAACCAAAUCCUGUACGAUGCCAUACAAUGAAACGUACCUUUAUGAAGUGUAUGAUGUAAAGCUUUUGCUGAAGCCUUUAUUUCUGUCGUGUUGAAUUGUAUUAUACUUUAGAGCAGGGGUCGGCAACCUUUACUAUUAAAAGACACAUUAUUUGCCAAAAAAAAUGUCUGAAGCUGCAAAACAUAUAGGAAUGAAGGUAACAGUCUAAAUGAGCAUUCAUUAAUAUGAGUAAGUAAGUAAGCUUGCUACUUUGCAGUGGUCUAUCCUACUAUUAAAUGAAGAAACCUCUGUC